AUGGCGUUGGGAGGGUCCACCCCUCCGCUGCUGUGCUGCUCAGCCUCAAAUCACCACGGCUCAUGUCAGCAGCAGCAGCGGCAGGAACCGAGCCGCAGGUCCAGAGGUUACCCGUCCGUUAGCGCCUGAAGCUUCCUACUGUAGGCUGACGCUAUGCCUCCUGUCCGGGUGGUGAUGCAGGGUCCCGGCCCGUGGGGGUUCCGGCUCGUCGGGGGUAAGGACUUCGAACAGCCGCUGGCGAUUUCCCGGGUCUCCCCUGGAAGCAAGGCGGCCCAAGCCAACCUGUGCAUCGGAGACAUAAUCCUGUCCAUCAACGGCGAGCCGACGGAGGCCAUGACUCACCUGGAGGCGCAGAACAAGAUCAAGGGCUGCGUGGAGGAGAUGGCGCUGUCCAUCGACAGGUCAGAGACUAAGCUGUGGUCGCCGCUUUCAUCAGAGGAAGGAAAGACACACCCUUACAAGAUGAACCUGGCGUCAGAGCCCCGGGAGGUGAAGAACAUCGGCUCGUCCCACAACAGGAGCGCCCUGCCCUUCUCUGGCUUCGGCCCCAAGGUUGUGACCAACCAGUACAACAGUCCGUCCGGUCUGUACUCCACGGAGAACAUCAAGGACUUCAACUCGGCCGUGGACGAGGUGAAGACGGGGACCGCAGCUACUGAGCCCAGCACCAAGGCGCCAUCAGAGCCGGCGGCGCCACCAGCAGCGGGCAAACCACCGGCCGUACCGGCCGACUCCGAGGUCUACAAGAUGCUGCAGGAGAACCAGGAGUCAGACGAGCCGCCUCGGCAGUCCGCUUCCUUCAAGGUGCUCCAGGAGAUCCUGGAGACGGGCGACUCGGAGAAACCAUCCGGCUUCAGGAGCGUGAAGGCGCCGACGACAAAGAUCGGAUCUUCUGUGGGCAACGCAGACAAGCUGCCCGUCUGUGACAAAUGUGGCUCUGGGAUCGUGGGCAUGCUGGUGAAGCUGCGGGACAAGUUCCGUCACCCCGACUGCUACACCUGCACAGACUGCGACGUCAACCUGAAGCAGAAGGGCCACUUCUUCGUGGAGGACCAGAUCUACUGCGAGAAACACGCGCGGGAGCGGGUGACUCCGCCCGAGGGCUACGACGUGGUCACCGUGUUCCCCAAGUAGAGCGUUGAGCCCGGCCCGGCCUCAGACUGCACCGCGCUCACCGUUCUGCUCAAACUCGUGCCUCUGAGACCGUUAAGCAGACCUGAGUCUGGUUUACGGUUCAGCGCCGCGACUGGCGGGCAGAAAGGAAAGGGCUUCGUGUUUAAAAAUGUUGAUUUGCACAUGAAUUAUGGCCACAGGAUCUUAGUUUCCUUCCUUAAAGCAAUGCGAGCUGCCCGGCAGCCAACCGCUGUGUUCAAGUCAUGGUCCUCUUUGUACAUUACCAUGUUUUUCUAAAUCGUAGAACAAGUGUUAGUCACCCCGAAUAAAACGUGCGUUUUUAUACAGUCGAAACAUAUUUUUUUACACACCAUGAAUAGCCAAAAGCACAAUAGAACGUGAUUGCCAAAUAAAAGUUUCAGCUUUUAACGGG
Messenger RNA from Fundulus heteroclitus (mummichog), 1546 nucleotides. RefSeq names its product PDZ and LIM domain 1 (elfin) (gene pdlim1). The coding region runs from base 154 to 1134 and encodes 326 amino acids. Gene Ontology annotation, molecular function: actin binding; muscle alpha-actinin binding. NCBI's taxonomy places the organism in Eukaryota, Metazoa, Chordata, Actinopteri, Cyprinodontiformes, Fundulidae. The transcript is spliced from 7 exons. Gene Ontology annotation, cellular component: stress fiber; filamentous actin; adherens junction. The record is from RefSeq and is a predicted model, not a curated record. Gene Ontology annotation, biological process: actin cytoskeleton organization; heart development; muscle structure development.